GUUUCACGUAAUCAUAUUUGGAACCUCUAAUUUGCUGGCUGUGAAUGCAUCUGUACAGGCUGCGUUUUUGUCAUGUCAUUUUUAUUGUUACUCAAAAACAAGGACAUAGUCUUGAACAUUUGAGAGAUCAAUUUUUCAUAAAGCGUAAAGAAAUAAAACAGUAAAGGAAAUUCUGUACCUCUAAUUCUAGUUGGGAAAUAAUCCGUUUGAACUAUUUAAUGAUAAUAUUUGCAUAUAAUUUUUUUCACUGUUUCAUAGUUUUUGAUUUUAUACAUUUCAUAUAAGCCCAUUUAGCCUAUGUUUUAUAUGAAUUUUAUGUGACACUAAUCUCAGCUGUAUAUUCUCCUCCCUUGAUGCUGCCGGUCUUGGAAAGAGUCAACAUGUCAAGUGUAUAAAAGGCAGCAUAGAUUGUAGCACAUCUUUAUUGUGGAGCCUCCAGGAGUGACUGUGUUUCAGUUCAGAGCUGUUGGAGAGACAAAUAGCAUCUUCAGAGAUCUGUGGUUAUGUAUACAUUGAACUUUAUUUGAAGGGAAUAACACUAUGUUUGGAUGUUUCUUCUAAGUACUUCAGAAUGAAUCUCACAGCAGUGAACCAAUCUGAUGGCUGUCAGGAAUAUUUCUGUCCAGAGAGAUCUGUUUCUUUAUCUGUCUAUGUGAUUCAGUAUGAGCCCGCAGCAGCUGUGGCUCUUCUGACCGUGUGUGGAAACCUGCUGGUCAUCAUCUCUGUUAGUCACUUCAAGCAGCUCCACACACCUGCUAACAUCCUCAUCCUCUCUUUGGCUGUGUCUGAUCUGCUGGUCGGAGUUUUCGUGAUGCCGAUUUAUUUUUCUUGGGUCAUCGAGUCAUGUUGGAUUUUUGGAACAGUGAUGUGCUCAUUUUUUAAAUUGGUGGCUUGUCAAGUAACAAGCGUGUCUGUUCACACUGUGACUCUAAUCGCAGUUGAUCGUUUUUUGGCUUUAAGUUAUCCUUUUGUUUAUUCAGAGAAAAUCUCACCCACUGUGAUCUGCAUUGCCACUUUAUGUAACUGGCUGUUUUCACUCUUUUAUAACUUCACUCUUCUCUUCAUUAGUGGAAACUUCACUGUUGUGUGUCCAGGAGAAUGUGUUUCUAUUGUAGAUGAGGUUUCAUCCCUCAUUGAUCUCCUGGUUGUGUUUCUUGUGCCAUGUACACUCAUCAUAAUAUUAUACACUCAUGUUUUUGUCAUUGCUAAGAAACAUGUGACUGCUAUAAGAGCCCUUCAGGUUCACAACAGCACCUCUAAAAACAGAGUCAGUGACAAAUCAGAGCGAAAAGCUGCGAUUCUGCUGGGGAUUCUGGUCUUUGUGUUUCUUCUGUUUUUACUGCCAUAUUAUAUUUGUAUCUUAGUGAUUUCAUAUAGUAAUGCUGACGUGUUUUUUGUCAGAGAUGUUGCUACAAUAUUUUUUUUCCUAAACUCCACCAUUAAUCCCAUCAUUUAUGCCUUAUUCUAUCCCUGGUUUCAGAAAAGCUUAAAAUUAAUUUUCACAUUUAAAGUGUUUAAUAAAGACUCCUCCCUGAUGAAUGUGCAAUAAGUCAUUGAAUGUAAGACAGAAUGUUUCCCUACUUUUCUCCUGUUGUUUAUUUUCAUAUAUAUACUUUGUCUAUAGGUUAAUGUACAUUAUUUUGUCAUAUUUAACAUGAGUCUUGACUACAAAACAGCUAUUGAAUUUCCUCAAAUUACCAAAUUACAGUUCAGUUAUCACACAUUGACCUUUUUUGACAACAGGCUCCAAUAGUAGAGUACUAAAAUAUAGCCUACUGAGACUGAGAUAUAGCACAAAAUGGCAAAAGUGUAUAGGCUAUGUGAACCUUUUUUUUUCUUUUUGUACUACAUAUUGUUGUAUAAACACCCAUGGAUUAUAAGUAUCCCAAACCAGGCCUUAUACAUAAUAAUAAUUUCAGUAAUUUGGUCACAUCAUAAAAGCUCUGGUGGAUUCAGAGCUUCUAAUAUUUCUUAGAAUCACUGGUUAGAAUCAUUCAAACUGACAACUCGUUUUAUUAAAAGAGUCAACUCGAGUCACAAUUUGUGAAUCAAUUCAAGCCAAAGGGAAUAUGAGGGUAAAAAAUAAUGGGUCGCAUUCAGUAAUACUUUCUUUGAUUUGCGCAUUUGUGCACAGAAAAAGUUCUCCCACAAAGUUUCCGCCGGAUUCACAACAGGCGAGUAGCCGCAUCAAUUUGUUCUUAAAUUGUUAAUGUUGAUGAUUCAAUAGGCCUAUAUUCUAAAUGAGGGAGCGGCGCCGAAGAUUUGAAUAAAACAGGUUCAAACCAUGUCCAUGAUAGAAGGGCUUUUAAAACAUAAUAAACAAUUUCAAACCUCUCAUUUGCUGGCUGUGCAUACGUGAUUUAUUUCAGAGAUGUUACUGUAAUAUCUUUCUUCCUGAACUCCACCAUUAAUCCCAUCAUUUAUGCCUUAUUCUAUCCCUGGUUUCAGAAAAGCUUAAAAUUAAUUUUCACAUUUAAAGUGUUUAAUACAGACUCCUCCCUGAUGAAUGUGCAAUAAGUCAU
Molecule: messenger RNA, 2522 nt
Organism: Ctenopharyngodon idella (grass carp)
Lineage: Eukaryota; Metazoa; Chordata; Actinopteri; Cypriniformes; Xenocyprididae
Product: trace amine-associated receptor 13c-like
Exons: 1
Coding region: 572-1549 (325 amino acids)
Biological process (GO): G protein-coupled receptor signaling pathway
Cellular component (GO): membrane
Molecular function (GO): trace-amine receptor activity
Source: RefSeq, a predicted model, not a curated record